Molecule: messenger RNA, 343 nt
Organism: Ilex paraguariensis (yerba mate)
Lineage: Eukaryota; Viridiplantae; Streptophyta; Magnoliopsida; Aquifoliales; Aquifoliaceae
Source: the annotation of a GenBank genome assembly
AGUCACAGCCUUGAAUCUUCCCAACCUGGGUCUCAAUGGCACCAUUUCUCCAUAUCUAGGAAAUCUCUCAUUUCUUGCCUCCCUCAAACUCAGUAACAACACUUUCCACUGCCAUGUCCCCAAGGAGUUGGGUCAUUUGCGUCGAUUGAAAGAAAUUUAUUUGGGAUACAACUCUCUUAGUGGGGAGAUUCCAUCAUCGUUUGGGAUCUUACCCGAACUUGAAGUCUUGGUCAUGCAUUAUAAUAGUUUCACAGGUGUUAUCCCGCCUUCCCUUGGCAACAUCACUAGCCUUGUGGUGAUGCGGUUAUCGGGCAAUCAUCUACAAGGGCAUAUUCUAGCUUGA